Messenger RNA from Elgaria multicarinata webbii, 830 nucleotides. RefSeq names its product cyclin-L1-like. Gene Ontology annotation, biological process: regulation of transcription by RNA polymerase II. The record is from RefSeq and is a predicted model, not a curated record. The transcript has 6 exons. Gene Ontology annotation, molecular function: cyclin-dependent protein serine/threonine kinase regulator activity. NCBI's taxonomy places the organism in Eukaryota, Metazoa, Chordata, Lepidosauria, Squamata, Anguidae. Gene Ontology annotation, cellular component: nucleus. Bases 33 to 764 code for a protein of 243 amino acids.
GGAGUCAGUCAGGCUGCGGACGUCGAGACAAGAUGGCGGCGAUAAUGGCGGCCGCGGGAGGAGUCGGGGCGACAGGCCUCGGGCCGGGCUUGGCGGGUGCUGCCGGGUCGUCGUCGUCGUCCUCUUCCUCCAGCGGUUGCCCGGCGGCCCUGGCGCCGCCUCCGCUGCCGCCGCCUCCCGGCGCGGUCCGCAUCGGCGACCGGCUCUACUCGGGGGUGCUGAUCACGCUGGAGAACUGCCUCUUGCCGGAGGACGCCCUGCGCUUCACGCCGUCCAUGGGCAGCGGCCUGGACGUCGAGACCGAGGCGCAGCUGCGAGUCACCGGCUGCGAGCUCAUCCAGGCCGCCGGCAUCCUGCUCCGACUACCUCAGGUGGCCAUGGCUACAGGUCAGGUGUUGUUCCAGCGUUUCUUUUAUACAAAAUCGUUUGUGAAGCAUUCCAUGGAGCACGUGUCGAUGGCCUGCGUUCACUUGGCAUCCAAAAUUGAAGAAGCACCAAGGCGUAUAAGGGAUGUAAUUAACGUAUUCCACAGGCUUCGCUAUCUGAGAGAGAAAAAGAAACCUGUACCUCUAAUACUGGAUCAAGAGUACGUGAACUUGAAGAACCAAAUCAUAAAAGCUGAGAGGAGAGUUCUGAAGGAAUUGGGGUUCUGUGUGCACGUGAAGCAUCCUCAUAAGAUAAUCGUUAUGUACCUUCAGGUAUUAGAAUGCGAACGUAACCAGCACCUGGUCCAGACCUCAUGGGUAGCCUCUGAGGGUAAGUGACUAAGACUUCUCCUCUGCUGCCCCAAGCGUCUUCAGUCAAACGCAAGCAGGCUGCACAGAGCGAAG